AUGGGAGACAAGUACAAAAAAAUUGAACUUAUCGGCUCCGGGACUUUUGGACGCGUUUGGCUCGUUUCGGCGGAGAAAACCGGUCGCAAAUAUGCGAUCAAGGAGAUCCAAGUCUCGGGGAUGAGCAGUCGCGACAAGGAGCAAGCGCUCACGGAGGUGUCGGCCUUGGGACGGUGUAAGCAUGUGAAUAUCAUCAGAUACAAGGAGGCGUUCGUGGACAAGGGGAUGCUGAACAUCGCAAUGGAAUACGCGGACGGAGGCGAUCUUCAUACUAGAAUCAAGCAACAAAAGGGUGUCUAUUUUGCGGAGCAGGUCGUCCUGGACUGGUACACGCAGAUUUGCUUCGGUCUGAGGUACAUCCACGGCAGGAACAUUCUCCACAGAGAUCUGAAGACCCAGAACAUCUUCCUGACAAACACUGGCACCAUCAAGAUUGGGGAUUUCGGUAUAGCGAAGAUUCUUCAGGACACCUCUGACCAUGCCCGCACCGCUAUUGGGACACCUUAUUACCUUAGUCCGGAGAUUUGCCAACGGAAACCCUAUAACCACAAAAGCGACAUCUGGGCAUCGGGAUGUGUUCUCUAUGAGCUUACCUGUCUAGUCCACCCGUUCGAUGGGAUGAACUUCUCUGAUCUCGUCCUCAAGAUUAUGCAAGGGCAAUAUAAAAGCGUCCCAAGCCAUUACAGCGCGUUGGUCGAGGACCUCAUCUCGAUUCUUCUACGAGUAGACGCUACCAAGCGGCCAUCAGCUAGACAGAUCCUCUGCAUCCCCGUGAUGCAACCCAAUGUGGAUGCUUACGUGCAUAGGAUGCAUCAUCUCCAUGUGAAUGUGUGCAACUCUCUGGCAACAUUGAACAUCUUUGAGAAAAGGAAGGUCCCGGAUGCCGAGAAAGGGAAGUGCUAUUUUACAGAUGAUGAAAAAGAGAAUGUCUCACCAGAAACAAGCACCCUGCCUCCAAAGCGACCAAGAAAAUAUUCACUGUCGACACCGAAACCUGAAGACGUCAUGCGAGACAAGCGGUCUAAUUCUGCUGAAUCGUCCAAAGAAGUUGUCAAACAAAACAAGAUGAGCGUCAAGAACUCACCAAAGUACAGUCUCUACAUGGACAUCGUCAAGAAGCGAAGAGAGCAAUCCCCUCUCGCUUCGCUACUGCUAAAACCAAAGCGUGACACGCCUGUGAGAGACAAGUCGAAACAAGAACCGCGACUCUCCCUCUUUGUUAAUAGUGAGCAAGCCAAGAAGAAAAGAACACCAUCCACUGCCAGCCAGUCUUCCCGGGAGUCAGCACAGUCCACUGCUAGUCAGCCCCUGCGGGAGUCGACACAGCCCACUGAGAGUCAGUCUUCGCAAAAGUCAACCAAGGCUUCUGCCAGUCAGUCUUCGUGCGUGUCAACACCAUCCUCGGCUACCCAGUCUCUGGGGGAGUCAACCCAUGCACUUCCCAAAGCUGGCCAGUCUUCGGGGGAAUCAGUGUCCUCUGCUUCACGCGGACAAAGGCAGAAUUAUGCUGAUGGCAGUGUCUUACUUGAAAGAAAACAAGUCAACCAGUCUGUUCCAAGCUUGCCGAAAGCUGUUUCGGAGACCCUAGAGAGAGUUGAUAAGGAAUUCGAAGCAAUAAAGGAUCGUGUUCAGUCCCUGAGGAAAAGGAGUCUGAGCGACCAUAGAGCUGCCCGCGAGGGUGCAGACAGGCAAACUGAAACUGGUGACGGCACUUGUGAUGGGAAACAGGGCACUGAAAAACCUGAGCAGCCGAAGAGAUCCAGCAGUCAUGAUAGGGUGAACAGCUACAAGGAUGCCGAGGAUACAUCCGAGGCUGAAGAGAUGGCUCCAAGUGGUGCGACAGACUCUUGCAAUCCAGGAAAGGUGGAGUUGUCGAAAGAGCUUCUUCUGCUCGGUAGGAGAGAUUCUGCCGGAUCAAGGUACACCCAGGACAGCAUCACUCAAAGUCGUACUGAGGGAGGUACUGAAGCCAAAGGUGCAACUUCGAACACAGCGACGUCUGCCCGAGUGGUAGGAGAGGAGGAAAGACUCCAGGUCUAG
This is a messenger RNA of Lineus longissimus, 2040 nucleotides long. RefSeq names its product probable serine/threonine-protein kinase nek3. Lineage: Eukaryota; Metazoa; Nemertea; Pilidiophora; Heteronemertea; Lineidae. Gene Ontology annotation, biological process: protein phosphorylation. The transcript has 8 exons. The record is from RefSeq and is a predicted model, not a curated record. Bases 1 to 2040 code for a protein of 679 amino acids. Gene Ontology annotation, molecular function: protein kinase activity; ATP binding.